GGCAGUCACAGACUAUCUUGUUUUUAUCCUGCGUUGUUUUAUUCCCUGUGGCCCUGUUGUUUUCUAUUAUUAACCAACAAGUUCUUGAUUAGGCUGAAUAUAUCAUAGACCAACUGUUGAAGAACAUCUUUGUAUAACCUUGAGAAAUUGACUACAGGGGGACUCGAUCUACCGAACUUUGGGGGAUUGUGUUAAUUUAUGGUGGAAAUGUUGUAGCUAACGAGGAAGGAAGUCAAGCAGUGAACUGUCACCUGUUUUUGUCACAGCUAACCACCAGCAUCAGAGACAGACACUCUCCGGGAGCACUCAUACGGGAUACAUGGAUCAUAUUCUACAUAACUUUCUUCUCGAGAAUGAAUUCAUUUCUUCUUGUAUAGUGCUUGGACGUUAACAAAACACUAAAGGAAGGGAGAGGACAAUUACCACUUUGAGAGGUUAUUGUAGAAUUUGCUCAUACUGAGGCAUUUAGAAUCAUAAUGUUGAGACAUAUAAAAAGUGUGAGAGAAAUUGACUGGACAGGGCGCCACCGUUCUGCGAACUAUUCACCGGUUGAUAUUGAAAGUUAUCACAGAGGAGCCCGUGUAUGGGUGAGGGACCCUGAGACAGUAUGGAAAGGAGGAGAACUCAUCAAAGACUUCAAGGCUGAAGAUAAGACAUUAGCAGUCGAGCUUGAAGAUGGUGAUACGGCCACAAUCAAGAUCAGGAGCAAAGAAGACUUGCCACCCCUUCGGAAUCCUGAGAUCCUGAUAGGAGAGAAUGAUCUGACAUCACUCAGUUACCUCCAUGAGCCUGCAGUACUCUAUAACCUCAAUGAAAGAUUUAUCAGAAACACAGCCAUCUAUACAUAUUGUGGUAUUGUACUGGUGGCUAUCAACCCAUAUGAACAGUUACCACUCUACGGUGAGGAUGUCAUCCAAGCCUACCAUGGCCAGGACAUGGGAUCCAUGGACCCUCACAUCUUUGCUGUGGCCGAGGAAGCCUUCAAGAGAAUGGCACGAUUUGAGCAGGACCAAUCUAUUAUCGUCAGUGGUGAAAGUGGAGCAGGGAAGACGGUAUCUGCCAAGUAUGCUAUGAGAUACUUUGCUACCGUCGGAGGCUCCUCUAGUGAAACCCAAGUCGAGAAGAAGGUUCUAGCUUCAAACCCCAUCAUGGAGGCUAUCGGCAAUGCCAAGACGACGCGAAAUGACAACAGCAGUCGUUUCGGCAAGUACAUUGAGAUCCGGUUCAACCGACUCCAUCACAUCGUUGGUGCCAACAUGCGGACGUAUCUUCUGGAGAAGUCACGUGUGGUCUUCCAGGCCCCAGAGGAGAGGAAUUACCACAUCUUCUACCAGCUUUGCGCAUGCUGCGAUCAACAAGAUGUGAAGGAGUUGGCUUUAGGCAGCGCAGCAGACUUCCACUAUACCAAUCAAGGGGCUACCGAUAGUUAUUCCAAUGGUCAUCCAGAUGAGUUCUAUUAUACCAGUCAGGGGGAAGCACCCACAGUAGAUGGGAUUGAUGACAAGGCCAAUUUGGUAGAGACCAGGGAAGCUUUCAAGUUAUUAGGUUUUAAGGAGGACAUGGUGAAACAGAUAUUCAGAAUCAUUGGAGCUGUACUUCACUUUGGCAAUGUAGAGAUUCGACCUGAUCAGCAUGAAAGUAGUAAGAUUGAGGUUGAGAAUGAGAGCCUACCAAUCCUGUGUAAUUUACUUGGUAUUGAGGAAGAUGCCAUGCGGAAAUGGCUAUGUAACCGGAAGAUCGUCACAGUACAAGAGGUCCUUACUAAACCACUCAGGCGUGAUAUGGUAGGUUUAAAAAAAGAGUUGUAGCGCUGGUCAGCUCAGAGCAUGAUUGUGCAUGAUUUCUUCUCUAAUGGUAACAAGAUAAUUGAUGACCCAAUUUCUUGGUUAUUUGGAGAACAUAUUUGAAAUUGUAUAUGCACAUGCCAGUGUCUUGAGUCUGUCAAUUUCUUUGCUCAUUUUCCUUACAUUGAUCAAGUCCAGAGGUUUUGAAAGGAAAGGCACGGCUUACAAUCAUUAAAUAGGUCAAUUCUGCAUUCAUCACUUAAACUUUUUUUUUUCCAUUUAUGAUAGUCACAGAUUUGAUAGUAAUAUAAUUUCUCAAUAAAUUACCCAUUAAGGGGGCCCUGUCAUGAAGCAGUUGAACUUGAUUCCAUUUUGUUGAUGAUAUCCUUCCCAAAAGUUUUAUAGAAUGUCCCUUCUAUCAUGUUUUUUCUAGGUAUGCAUGGGUCAUGUUCCAUUAGCAUGUUACUUUGUGCUUCGAGUGAUUGACUUGAAUGAAAUGAUAUGGGGGGUCUCCCAUAACUUUUCAAUAUCAUUAUCAACAACUUUUAGCACAUUUUAAACUUUUCUUCAUAGUACUGGCUUUAGGCUGAAUGGCCACUAUUGGGGGAAGAAUUUUGAUGGAAAAAACUUUUGUUGGUAAAAAAGUCUAACAAACAGCAGAUGAAAAUGUGCUUUUCCACAUUCUCUAUCAUAUUUGAUAAAUACAUCACCUCAAAAUUUCAGUCUUUUUAAAAAUCACUUGAUUCACCUGUUUGAUAAAUAAACUAAGAAAAUUUAUUUGGUGAUCAUAUCACAGAAAAAUUUGAAUGCCAAUUGCAUUUAUGCAAGCAAAUGGAGUAUAUAUUCCCAACACUUUGUACUUUAGACUCAGGCCAUCAUUUCAUGUCGGAAGGCUAUAGCAGCCAGAGUUUUCAUUUUUCUAACAGGUGAUAGGUAGAAGUAACUUUUCUCCACCAAAUGCCGGGGUCCAAGGCACCCCUAAUUGCGGAAAUAAAUGCGAGAGUAAGAUGUUUAUCCAUUGCGUAGGGGAAGUUUUCCCAACUGUUAUCAGUUUCUGGCUAAAAUGAGUGUGCUGACAGCCCGUCUAAACUUUCCUUCGUCUCCACCGCCUCUCCAAAGACCUUUCUCAUGCUUGUGAAACUCAACGAGUGUAAAAUUGACGGGAACCACGGCCAUGUUGGAAAGUGCAAUCAGUGAACGAUGCAAGAGCAUUACUAGAUCAGUGAACCCCACCAAUCCAUGAACUGAUCACUGCGCUUCAUGUCUCUCGCUGUCACACCCUGCGCAUAGGUGACAGCUGGGUAUCUCAUUGAUACUCAAAUGCCAUGGAUUGCGUCAGCUGGUUAAUGUCACAUCAGUACAUCGUAACUUGUAGAGAAAGAGGGAUAAAAUCAGGGUACUGAUAAUUGAUAAAUGCCACCGAUGCUAUUGGGAAUAGUUGGCUUCAUUUCUCAAUUUAUGGUUUUGAACUGUUCUUUCCUCCGUCUCACAGCUGACAGAAUGAAAGGGAAAUGAUAAUGGAAACCAUACAUUUGUGCAUGGAAAUAUAUAGCUGCUUCGUAUAUUUACCCCCUUGUAUAUGCAUCUUGUUAAUAGUAAAAAAAAUUGGAAAGGAGUUCAUUGUUCUAAAAUAUACCAUACUUUAAGUGUUGAUUAGUUUAAUUGUACUUUAUUUCAUUCUUCCGUCAUGAUUUUUUGAAUUCAUAGUUUUCACCUGUAAAUGAAACGCUUUGAAAAUAUUACUUGAAGAAUGCCAUGUCACCUCAUACCAAGGAGGAGUUUCACUAAUCAAUAUUGCACAUCCCCCCGAGCAUGACUUGACCAAUGCGAUGAUUCAUUGUAUAAUGCACGCAACUGUGAAUUUAAGUGUAAUUUUAAUUUACACUUGAAUCUAUAAAACCAACCAGGUCCCAGAUGCCUUUGCCUCCAUUAAUUUCCAAAACAUUAAUCUAUGAUUCAGUUAUGUAACUCAAUUCAUAUGAACUUGAUCCCUUCCAUAAACUUGACUCCAGGUUUGAUUAUCUCUGAGUCCUAUAAAUAGUUGUGUGAGAGAUGCCAUUAGGUAGGAGACGAUUGAGACUUGCGUUCCUACCGUGGCUUCCAACCUGGAAAUGCUCAUUUCCUACCAAUCAAGCUAUUGACUCCUAUCUAAAUGACACCCAAAUGCUUAGAGGCCUACGUCUCACUGACUUGUCUGUAUACCCCAAACCAGGCUUUGUAUUAUGUCAAUAUCACAUAUCUUACAGAAUUAAAAAACUUUUAAGAAAGAUAUCAGUUGCAGAAAGAUUAAUAUACUCAUCAAAUCAGAAGUUGGGAGGAUUUGAUUAAAGCAGCAUGACCCAUUUUCUGAAGUAUAGUUUAACAUUUGUAGGCCAUGAUCUAAAUCUGUGCUAAAGUUAUGGGAACCCUAAAUUUCAAUUUUUUUUAAACAAUGUUAUGUAUCUUGUAUUCACUGUGUUAUAUCCCCAUGCUGUAAUAAUAAAAAAAAUAUUCCCCUGGGAAUUUAGCACCAAAUAUACCAACAAAUUGAACCUCAACUUUCAGAGCUUAGUGUCAUAAUAUGCUAUUCACAAUUAAAAUACAACUUUAAAUUAAGAGUUUAAAUCAAUCGGACACAUGAGUUAAUGACAAGGAAAGUUUGAAGUUGUGUUAAUUUGAGACAUGUGCCUUGAUGUUUAAUCUUUAGUUACAUGUAUCAAGUUCCCAUAAAAUGGUGCUUGCUAAUGAUACCAUACCUUUUCACAUUAACUUAGCAGCAUAUUAACAAGCUCUUUAUAUUCACAGUAUGGCGUGUGAUUUUCUGUGUAGAAAGUUCAAGAAUUUGUCAUGUUUGUGGCAGAUAUCAAAGGGAAGAAAUAGCAGAUUUAACGUGACACAUUUCCACAUUUGCCUCAACAUGGUUUGUGUAACUUUUAUAACAUUAGCAUUUCAUGGUAUGGGGUGUAAAACAUGUUGAAUUGGAAUGAAAUUACAGACUUCUGGAAACUGAUUAAUAAAUGCAGCAACUUACAUGUACCAUGGGAAAAUUUCCUGAAACAAAUACUAAUUUGCACUGACUAAUAUUUUU
Lytechinus pictus (painted urchin) is the source of this 4851-nucleotide messenger RNA. Its product is annotated as unconventional myosin-Va-like. Gene Ontology annotation, biological process: actin filament organization; vesicle transport along actin filament. Gene Ontology annotation, molecular function: actin filament binding; ATP binding; microfilament motor activity. The coding region runs from base 477 to 1808 and encodes 443 amino acids. The record is from RefSeq and is a predicted model, not a curated record. Gene Ontology annotation, cellular component: cytoplasm; actin cytoskeleton; myosin complex. The transcript has 10 exons. Lineage: Eukaryota; Metazoa; Echinodermata; Echinoidea; Temnopleuroida; Toxopneustidae.